AUGUCAGAGCACGCUUUGCUGAAAAAGUAGAGCAAAGCGGAGUUGGUGGAGGAAGUGCUCCUCUACUUGGAGGUUCCUCGACGAGUCGUGGCGCUGAUGGAGCGGCUGUUGGGAACAGUGUUGCAGGUGGAGGUGUUGGUGUAACUGGUGUUAAGGCUGUACCGAAUACAUCUUUGGACAUCACAUCCUUGAUGAAAUGUAUGGACGAGGAGUAUCCACCUGAGGGAAAAGGGCUCCCCCAUACAUUCCAAGGAUGCACUUGGAAGAUGAAUUGCGGACAGCUCUAAUGGUGGACAAUUUUUUGGUGCUGGAGGUACUAGGGGAGCAGCGGGAGCAGUAGGUGGCUCGUCUGGAGCACUAGGAGGUUCGUCUGGAGCAGUGGGUGGCUCGUCUGCCGUUGUCGGUUCGGUCGUAGAGAAUCAUUCUGCUUCUUAUCUUAGUGCGGCCGCGUCUGGUUCCACCGCAAGUGCAGGCUACGAACAGCAUACUACUAACUAUGGUCCUCGUGUUCCAUCUACUACCACUGCGACGAUGGCACCAGGACAAGGAGCAGUAUCAAGUUCUGCGGGAGUACCUCCAAGUAUGAUGCCGUCUGAUGCUGGUACAAGUAUGCAUGCUGGUGCGUACGGAGGAGGUCAGGGGGUCGUGAUGACUAAUGGCGCAUCUGCAUUGCACCACCAGUAUCCGACACAACAGCAGUCCACCUUGCCACCAUACUACUCUCUGCAACCGGGAAGUAGCGCAUCUCUGUCCGACGUCUAUGCUGGAGGUAGUUUGACGCAGAACGAUUUGGACCCGCGAACGAUGAUGGGGUGGCACCGGAGAGAGGAAUGA
Amoebophrya sp. A25 is the source of this 834-nucleotide messenger RNA. Lineage: Eukaryota; Dinophyceae; Syndiniales; Amoebophryaceae. The record is from the annotation of a GenBank genome assembly.